This is a messenger RNA of Petromyzon marinus (sea lamprey), 805 nucleotides long. RefSeq names its product ras-related protein Rab-3C-like. The record is from RefSeq and is a predicted model, not a curated record. NCBI's taxonomy places the organism in Eukaryota, Metazoa, Chordata, Hyperoartia, Petromyzontiformes, Petromyzontidae. Gene Ontology annotation, molecular function: GTP binding; GTPase activity.
UGGGUGUAUCCCAGGGUGUGACCCCCCCGCCUUACCCACCACCCCACCUUCAGCUGUGGGUGACGUGGAACAAACUGAAUGGGUGUGAGCCUGAGAGAGAGAAAGAGAGAACGUGUACAGCAUGGCGUCCGCAGGGGAGAGCCGCCAGGGGGUGAAGGAUGCCGCCGACCAGAACUUUGACUACAUGUUCAAGCUGCUCAUCAUCGGCAACAGCAGCGUGGGCAAGACGUCCUUCCUGUUCCGCUACUCGGACGACACGUUCAGCUCGGCCUUCGUCAGCACCGUGGGCAUCGACUUCAAGGUGAAGACCGUCUACCGUAACGACAAGCGCGUCAAGCUGCAGAUCUGGGACACCGCCGGGCAGGAGCGCUACCGCACCAUCACCACGGCGUACUACCGCGGAGCGAUGGGCUUCCUGCUCAUGUACGACAUCACCAACGAGGACUCCUUCAACGCCGUGCACGACUGGGCGACGCAGAUCAAGACGUACUCGUGGGACAACGCCCAGGUCAUCCUCGUGGGCAACAAGUGCGACCUGGAGGACGAGCGCGUGAUCGCCAUGCAGCGCGGCAAGCAGCUGGGCGACCAGCUGGGCUUCGAGUUCUUCGAGACGAGCUCCAAGGACAACAUCAACGUGCGGCAGACGUUCGAGCGUCUCGUGGACGUCAUCUGCGAGAAGAUGGCCGAGAGCCUGGACACCGACCCGGCGCUCGCCAGUGGCAAGAAGAGCACCCAGCUCACGGACACCCCGCCCCGACCCGACUCCAACUGCGCCUGCUAGGGGGGGGGGCCACUGCCCCCCCCU